Molecule: messenger RNA, 906 nt
Organism: Acanthosepion pharaonis
Lineage: Eukaryota; Metazoa; Mollusca; Cephalopoda; Sepiida; Sepiidae
Source: the annotation of a GenBank genome assembly
AUGGCAACCAGAGAAGCAGUCAAUGCUGCAUUUUCUCUGUGGUUUAAGCUCACUGCAUCCUAUAAAGUCUUUCUUUUCUUUUUGUAUUUGUUAUUUUUUCUCUUUUAUUUCAUAGUUUUUCUUUUUUCUCAUUUUUUUGUUAUUUUUUCUUUCUUUCUUCUUUUUCUCUUUUCUGGCUUCCAUUUUUCUUCCUCUUCUUUCUUCUUUCUAUUUUCUCUUCUGUUUCUUUCUUCCUUUUCUUUCUUUCUUCCUUUUCUUUCUUUCUUCCUUUUCUUUUUCUUUUUUCUUUUUCUCUUCUGUUUUCUUUCUUUUCUUUUUUCUUUUCUGUUUUCUUUCUUUUCUUUUUUCUUUUUCUCUUCUGUUUUCUUUCUUUUCUUUCUUCUUUUUCUCUUCUGUUUUCUUUCUUUCUUCUUUCUUUCUUCUUUUUCUUUUCUUUCUUUUUCUUCCAUUUUCUUUUCUUCUUUUUCACAUUUUUUUCUUUUAUCUUAUUUUUUUUCUGAUGGAUUACAUUCUUUUCUUCAUGGCCUUAGGAAGUAUUGCAAAGACUUUGAAUUUUUUUUUUCUAUCACUUUCUCUCUCUCUCUCUCUCUCUCUCUCAUUACCUCCCAUAUUUCUUUUUUUUUUUUUCCUUCUCUGUCUCUUUCUUUCCUUUCCAGCUAUCUCACUUUUAACUUUUUCUCAGACAAAUUGCUCUUGAUCCCUUACUUAUUUUUACUUAUCCUCCUUUUUUUCUUUUCUUUUUUCUUUUUCUUUGCUUUUUCUUUUCUUUUUCAUUUUCUUUUCUGUUUUCUUUUCUUCUUUCCUUUUUCUUUUCUUUUUUCUUUUUUUCCUUUUUCUUUUUUCCUUUUUUUUCCCUUUUCUUUUUUUUCUUUUCUUUUUUUAAGCAAAUCUCUAUAUAAAUCAUGA